Molecule: messenger RNA, 2146 nt
Organism: Alnus glutinosa
Lineage: Eukaryota; Viridiplantae; Streptophyta; Magnoliopsida; Fagales; Betulaceae
Exons: 5
Coding region: 531-1940 (469 amino acids)
Molecular function (GO): protein binding
Source: RefSeq, a predicted model, not a curated record
ACCAGCCCCAUAAGAAAAUCCAUCGUUUUCCUCAUCGUUCUCUCCACAUUUCAUGACUAUAAACUCCAUAAUAGGCGUCUCCUCUGUUUUCUCUCUGUUUUUCUCUUCAAACCCCAUGGGAAUAGAAUCCGUCAACCCCUUGUCUCACGCUUACCAAUACUAGAAGAAAACCACCCAAAACAAAUCAAAAGCAAAUAAACAAAAAACAAGUACUUCUAAAAGAAUUACAAAACCACUAAAAUAGAAAGAAAUACCCCCCCUUCAAAAAAAAAAAAAACCGCCUUUGUUAUCCCAAAACCACCUUCCCUUCCCUCUCUCGUACCCACAUCCCAAAAAGCGGUUUUUCUGUUCUUUUCUUUUCCAUCCAGACAAACCCAUUUGGGUCGUUCAUUUCAUUCUCACGCAAAAAGGGGUUCUUUUCCGGGUUUUGGGUUGGAGCGCGGUUUCCGCUAACGUCCGCCGGGUGCGUAGGGAGAUAGAAGAGGAGGCGGAGGCGGUGGUGGCCGCCGUACUCGUGGAGGGUGGUGAUCAUGUUGGGGAGGUGGGGUACAUGGGAGGAGCUUCUCCUUGGUGGGGCCGUGCUCCGCCACGGGACCCGAGACUGGACCGUCGUGGCCUCGGAGCUCCGAGACCGACUCGUUUGCCCGACCCACACUUUCACUCCCGAGGUAUGUAAGUCCAAAUAUGAGGACUUGCAACGGCGUUAUGCUGGAUGCAAGGCCUGGUUUGAUGAGCUACGGAAGAAGCGAAUGGCUGAGCUGAGGCGAGCUUUAGAGCUGUCUGAAGACUCUAUUGGGUCCCUGGAAUCAAAGCUUGAAUCUCUCAAGGCUGAGAAAGGAGAUGACUGUCAUGUUGGUUAUGGCUCCAGCCAGACUGAAUCACCUGUUCCUUUUCAAAAAUCAGAGGGAGUUGAAUCUUCCAUUAAAGAAAUGUCUAAGGAUGGACUAUCUGCUGGUAGUUUCACAGAGGACAUCCAUACAUAUUGGUCGGCUGAAUGUCGGAUUCCUGCAGCAGUGUCAACUGAAGAUAUGGAGACUAACCCAGAAACUUCACGGCCUCAUGAGUGGGAGAAAAUCUCAGGUAUUGAGAAGCUGACAGAGACCUUACAUGGAGGACGAGGAGGGAGUUUAACAAAGAGGAGGGGGAAGAGAAAGAGAAAAUUCUGCAGUAGGGAUGUCAAGGAAGGUAGCAUUGGAGAAACUGACUUUUUGGGCCCAAAUGAUGUUUUAACUGCCUUGCGUUUUACGGAAAAUGCAACCAGCAACCGUGGUGAGGUUGCAGGAUCUUCUGGUGCUGAUGAUUAUAACAGAAAUUUGAGCAAGAAUGGAAUUGAUGAUCUGAUGGAGAUUUAUAACUCUCUUUUGGAGAAUAAAAGUGCCUCCAUCUUCCGUCGACGGCUUGAUAGCCAGAAGAGAGGAAGAUACAAGAAAAUGAUCCGGCGGCAUAUGGAUUUUGACACAAUAAGAUCAAGAAUUGCUAGCCGCUCCAUCACAUCAGCUUUGGAACUCUUCCGAGAUCUUCUGCUGCUCAGUAACAAUUCCUUGGUCUUUUACUCCAAGAGCACACGUGAAUAUAAAUCUGCUCUACUUCUCAGAGACCUCAUCACCAAAAAACUGCAGCAGUAUUACAAGUAUUCUAGCAGCAAGGCUACCUCUGCCAACCUCUCAGUUAAAUCCCCAAUGCCUAAUCGUCCAGUGAAACCGCGAAGCUUUCACCCCAUUAAUGGAAAGGUAUCAGGAAAAGCAGCUAAUGCUAGGAAUGCUGUUACAAACACCUCAAAUGUUGGUAAAAGACCAAGUUAUGCUGAUUCCCCUUCUUCAGUAGAAUCCUUGGCUGUGACGAAGAAAGGCCUUGGUCGGCUAAGAAAAGGUGGACGUGUAAGUGCUCAUCAAGGACCCGUUGCUCCCAUGAAGGGAAGGAAGCGGGUUCGAACGAAGUGAAUACGCCAUUGAAGCUGCCUUUUUCCUCUCAAACCCAGUUUUAGUCCCAGGCUCUAGAGUCAGCUAAGUUGCUCUUUCUGGGACUUUUGUAUGUACAAAAAGUUUUCCCUUUUUUGUUAAUAUCUUUUGUUGAUAAAACGCCUCGCAAGAAGGCAUUGUAUACUCACAUAGACACAGAAUGGAAAAGAAGAACUUUUGUUUGCUUU